GGUGUAUUGUGGGAUGUGCGGCUACUGGGAGCCGAGCCUCCGCCGCCAGCCGCCUCCCGGGCAGCAGCAGGAGCAGCAGCGGCAGCAGGAGCGGCGGCAGCGGCGGCAAGGGCAGCGACAGCCCGGGGCCCGGCAGCCGCUAAGGCGGCGUCCCCCCCAUCCCGGCCCCCGGACCGGCCGCCCCGGCCUCGGCUCCCGCGGGGGACACCAUGUACUGGCUGGCGGCGCAGGGAGGCCGGCGCCCGGCGGGGAUGUUGGGUUAACGGCAUGGAGAACAGUCACCCCCACCACCACCACCAGCAGCCCCCGCCGCAGCCCGGCCCUUCGGGCGAGAGGAGGAACCACCAUUGGAGAAGUUACAAGUUGAUGAUUGACCCGGCUCUGAAAAAGGGGCACCAUAAACUGUACCGCUACGAUGGGCAGCAUUUCAGCCUGGCGAUGUCCAGCAACCGCCCGGUGGAAAUCGUGGAAGAUCCCCGGGUGGUCGGAAUCUGGACCAAAACCAAGGAGCUGGAGCUGUCGGUGCCCAAAUUCAAGAUCGAUGAGUUCUACGUGGGCCCUGUGCCUCCAAAGCAGGUGACAUUUGCCAAGCUGAAUGACAACAUCCGUGAAAACUUCCUAAGGGACAUGUGCAAAAAGUAUGGGGAGGUGGAGGAGGUGGAGAUUUUGUAUAAUCCGAAGACCAAGAAACACCUGGGUAUUGCCAAGGUGGUCUUUGCCACGGUCAGGGGCGCCAAGGAGGCCGUCCAACACUUACAUAGCACGUCUGUCAUGGGCAACAUCAUCCACGUGGAGCUGGACACCAAAGGGGAAACUCGAAUGCGCUUCUAUGAACUGUUGGUUACCGGCCGGUACACCCCCCAGACCCUCCCAGUGGGUGAGCUGGAUGCUAUUUCUCCAAUUGUGAAUGAGACCCUGCAGUUAUCAGAUGCUCUGAAGCGCCUCAAGGAUGGCAGCCUGUCUGUAGGCUGUGGCUCUGGCUCCUCCUCCGUCACCCCCAAUAGUGGUGGGACCCCCUUCUCCCAGGACACAGCUUACUCCAGCUGCCGUCUGGACACACCCAACUCCUAUGGACAAGGCACCCCGCUCACGCCUCGCCUGGGUACCCCCUUCUCCCAAGAUUCCAGCUAUUCCAGUCGUCAGCCCACACCCUCCUACCUCUUCAGCCAGGACCCCACGGCCACCUUCAAGGCUCGGCGGCACGAGAGCAAGUUCACCGACGCCUACAACCGCCGCCAUGAGCAUCAUUAUGUCCACAAUUCUGCAGUGGCUGGAGUGGCUGGAGUGGCUGGAGCCACGGCUACUUUCCGAGGCUCCUCAGACCUUUCCUUUGGCGGCAGUGGAGGCAGCAGUGGUCCUCCCUUCAAGACCCAAUCACAGGAUUCGGCCACGUUUGCCCACACUCCACCUCCUGCCCAAGCAGCCCCUGCUUCUGGAUUCAAGUCGGCUUUCUCUCCAUAUCAGACUCCAGCACCCCCAUUUCCCCCACCCCCUGAGGAGCCCACUGCCACAGCAGCCUUUGGGACCCGUGACAGCGGGGAGUUCCGGAGGGCACCCGCACCCCCACCCCUACCACCUUCUGAACCUCCAGCCAAGGAGAAGCCAGGCACACCUCCUGGUCCCCCACCCCCUGACAACAACAGCAUGGAGCUGGGUGGCAGGCCUACCUUCGGCUGGAGUCCUGAGCCCUGUGACAGCCCAGGCACACCCACUCUAGAGUCGUCUCCAGCGGGACCAGAGAAGCCCCACGACAGCCUGGACUCCCGCAUUGAGAUGCUACUGAAGGAGCAGCGCACCAAGCUGCCCUUCCUACGUGAGCAAGACUCAGACACUGAGCUCCAGAUGGAGGGCAGCCCCAUCUCCUCUUCCUCGUCCCAGCUCUCCCCACUCACCCACUUCGGCACUAACUCGCAGCCUGGCUUCCGUGGUCCCUCCCCACCCUCCUCACCCCCCUCCAGCACAGGUCUGGAGGAUAUCAGCCCAACACCACUGCCUGACUCUGAUGAGGAUGACGACCUGGGCCUGGGCCUGGGCCCUCGGCCUCCACCUGAGCCGGGCCCCCCAGACCCUAUGGGUCUUUCAGGCCAGACAGCUGAGGUGGCUUUGGACCUGGCAGGAGACAGGACCCCGACCUCAGAGAGGAUGGAUGAGGGCCAGCAGUCCUCAGGAGAGGACAUGGAAAUCUCAGAUGACGAGAUGCCAUCGGCCCCCAUCACCAGCGCUGACUGCCCCAAGCCCAUUGUGGUGACCCCAGGGGCAGGGGCUGUGGCAGCUCCCAAUGUGCUGGCUCCAAACCUGCCCCUGCCCCCACCCCCUGGUUUUCCUCCAUUACCCCCACCACCUCCACCCCCACCCCCACAGCCUGGCUUUCCCAUGCCCCCACCUUUGCCUCCUCCACCACCCCCACCCCCACCAUCCCAUCCUGCAGUGGCAGUGCCCCCACCACCUUUGCCAGCACCACCAGGCGUCCCACCCCCACCCAUCCUGCCACCACUGCCACCCUUCCCACCAGGACUGUUUCCUGUGAUGCAGGUGGACAUGAGCCAUGUGCUGGGUGGCCAGUGGGGUGGCAUGCCCAUGUCCUUCCAGAUGCAGACACAGAUGCUCAGCCGGCUCAUGACAGGCCAGGGUGCUUGUCCCUACCCCCCCUUCAUGGCUGCUGCAGCUGCCGCUGCUUCAGCUGGACUGCAGUUUGUCAACUUGCCCCCCUACCGGAGUCCGUUCUCCCUGAGCAACAGUGGCCCAGGCCGUGGGCAACACUGGCCGCCCCUGCCCAAGUUCGACCCCUCCGUGCCACCACCAGGCUACGUACCACGUCAGGAGGACCCACACAAGGCCACGGUGGACGGGGUCCUGCUGGUAGUUCUCAAGGAGCUCAAGGCUAUCAUGAAGCGCGAUCUCAACCGCAAGAUGGUGGAAGUGGUGGCCUUCCGGGCCUUCGACGAAUGGUGGGACAAGAAGGAGCGGAUGGCCAAGGCCUCACUGACCCCCGUGAAGUCGGGUGAACACAAGGACGAGGACAGGCCAAAGCCCAAAGACCGAAUCGCCUCAUGUCUGCUGGAGUCAUGGGGCAAGGGUGAGGGCCUGGGUUACGAGGGCCUGGGCCUUGGCAUUGGCCUCCGUGGUGCCAUUCGCCUGCCCUCCUUCAAGGUCAAGAGGAAGGAGCCACCAGAUACAGCCUCCUCUGGUGACCAGAAGCGGCUGCGGCCCUCAACAUCCGUGGAUGAGGAAGAUGAAGAGUCAGAACGGGAGCGUGAUCGAGACAUGACCGAUGCCCCCUGUGAGCUCACCAAGCGGGACCCCAAAAGCGUGGGUGUGCGACGCCGACCAGCACGGCCACUGGAACUGGACAGUGGUGGGGAAGAGGAUGAGAAAGAGUCCUUGUCCGUGUCCUCGUCGUCAUCAGCGUCUUCAUCCUCGGGAUCUUCCUCCACCUCACCCUCAUCUUCAGCCUCAGACAAGGAGGAGGAGGAGCGAGAAAGCACAGAGGAGGAAGAGGAUGAAGCAGAGGAGGAGGAGGAGGAGGAGGAAGGCCCUAGGAGCCACAUAUCCUCACCCUCAUCCUCAUCCACCUCUGAUAAGGAUGAUGAUGACGACAGUGACGACCAGAUUGAUUCUGAUGACGAUGGCCAAGACACAGUCCUGUCAGAGGCGAGUGAGAAGGACAGUGGAGACUCUGAGGAAGAGGAGACAGAGAGCAUCGCCGCUUCCAAGGCCGCGGCUGAGUCGUCAUCGUCCAGCGAAAGUUCUGAGUCUUCUGAGUUUGAGUCCAGUUCUGAGUCAUCGUCUUCAUCUUCGUCCUCGGAGGAUGAAGAGGAAAUGACUGCACCUGGUGAGGAAGAGGAGGAGGAGGAAAAGAAAGAGACUGCAAUGGCUACAGCUGUGGUAGUGGCGUUGGCCGAUGAGAGCAUGCCUCCAGCAGGCAGCCAGGACUUUGAGCAGGAGAGGGCAGAAGGACCUCUGGGGCCAGGAGCCCCCUUGGGGGAGUCCUUGGGCACGGAAGAGGAACUGGACAUUGAGGCUGAGGACGAAGUCCUUGAGAUGCAGGCUUCUGUGCUGGAAGAGCCUCCCCUGCCUGUGGGUGCCCAGGAGCUGGACGGGAGCAGAGAGCCUCCAGAAGAGCCAAUCCCAGACACACAGGAGGAUAUGUUGCUAUCUCCAGAGCUCCCUGUCAGUGAGACAGAAGCCCAGCCGCUGUCACCCCCUGAACAUGGUCCAGAGGAAGACCUGGGAACGGAGCCCGAGCCGCCGCCGCCGCCUCCAGUGCUCACUUUGCCCUUGCAGCCGCCAUUGCCGCCUCCUCGGUUGCUCCGGCCACCCAGCCCACCACCUGAGCCCGAAACCCCAGAGCCCCCCAAACCUCCUGUUCCCCUAGAACCUCCCCUCGAGGACCAGCCUCCACGUACUCCAGGUCUCUGUGGCACUCUGGCCAAGUCACAGAGCACAGAGACAGUGCCAGCCACCCCGGGCGGGGAGCCCCCACUGUCGGGGGGCAGCAGUGGUCUGUCACUGAGCUCCCCACAGGUGCCUGGCAGCCCCUUCUCCUAUCCAUCCCCAUCACCUGGCUUGAGCAGUGGGGGCCUUCCACGGACACCUGGCCGGGACUUCACCUUCACACCCACUUUUCCUGAGCCCAGUGGACCCUUGCUUCUACCUGUCUGUCCCCUCCCAGCUGGGCGACGAGACGAGCGCUCUGGCCCCCUGACCUCCCCAGUGCUCCUGGAGACUGGCCUCCCUCUCCCGCUUCCCCUCCCUCUGCCCUUGCCUCUGGCAUUGUCUGUCCCUGUCCUAAGAGCCCCACCUCGGCCACCUACCCAGCUGCCUCCCCUGCUGCCUGCUUCCCUAGCUCCGUGCCCACCCCCUAUCAAGAGGAAGCCAGGCCGGCCCCGGCGAUCCCCACCAUCUAUGUUGUCCUUGGAUGGACCUUUGGUCCGGCCACCACCAGGGCCUGCCCUUGGGAGGGACCUUCUGCUCCUAUCAAGCCAGCCACAGGCCCCCAUCUUCCCCAGUGCACAUGACCCUCGGGCCGUGACUUUGGACUUUCGGAACACAGGGGUCCCAGUGCCCCCCCCACCCCUUCCACCCCAGCCCCCUCCACCCCCACCUCCACCACCUGUUGAACCCACCAAGCUGCCCUUCAAGGAGCUGGACAACCAGUGGCCCUCUGAGGCCAUUCCCCCAGGACCUCGCCGCGAUGAGGUCACUGAGGAGUAUACGGACCUGGCCAAGGUGCGAGGGCCAUGGCGACGUCCACCUAAGAAGCGCCACGAAGACCUGGCCCUAUCAGCUUCACCUGAGCCUUCACCACCCCAGCCUCUCUUCCGGCCCCGCUCAGAGUUUGAAGAGAUGACCAUCCUGUAUGACAUCUGGAACGGUGGCAUAGACGAGGAGGACAUCCGCUUCCUGUGUGUCACCUACGAGCGCCUGCUGCAGCAGGACAAUGGCAUGGACUGGCUGAAUGACACACUCUGGGUCUACCAUCCCUCCACCAGCCUCUCGUCAGCAAAGAAAAAGAAACGGGACGAUGGCAUCCGUGAACACGUGACUGGCUGUGCCCGAAGUGAGGGCUUCUACACCAUCGACAAGAAAGACAAGCUGAGAUACCUCAACAGCAGCCGUGCCAGCACCGACGAGCCCCCUAUGGACACCCAGCAGGGUAUGAGCAUCCCGGCGCAGCCCCAUGCCUCCACCCGGGCAGGCUCAGAGAGGCGUUCCGAGCAACGCCGCCUUCUGUCCUCCUUCACUGGCAGCUGUGACAGUGACCUGCUCAAGUUCAACCAGCUCAAGUUUCGGAAGAAAAAGCUCAAAUUCUGUAAGAGCCACAUUCACGACUGGGGCCUGUUUGCUAUGGAGCCCAUUGCUGCUGAUGAAAUGGUUAUUGAGUAUGUAGGCCAGAACAUCCGCCAGGUGAUCGCGGACAUGAGGGAGAAACGGUAUGAGGAUGAAGGCAUCGGUAGCAGCUACAUGUUCAGGGUAGACCACGACACCAUCAUCGACGCCACCAAGUGCGGCAACUUUGCACGCUUCAUUAACCACAGCUGCAAUCCCAACUGCUAUGCCAAGGUGAUCACAGUGGAGUCGCAGAAGAAGAUUGUCAUCUACUCGAAGCAGCACAUCAAUGUCAACGAGGAGAUCACAUACGACUAUAAGUUCCCUAUCGAGGACGUCAAGAUCCCCUGCCUCUGUGGCUCCGAGAACUGCCGGGGGACCCUCAACUAGUCCCCGGGUGCCAAAGGCCAAGGAUGUCAGCCGUAGCCCGGGAGGACCCUCGCCCUGGGCCAGGCUCCACCUCCCACCCAUUUCAGGUGCUGUCCCUUCCCCCAGCAGCCAUGCUAGGGCCUGGCGCCCCCCCAACACUACCCCAGGACCCACCCGCAGCCCCAGCCCCGCAGCGGGAAAGGGCUUCUCUGUCUUGCCUGUGUUUUUCCGUUUUAACGAUGCUCUCUGCAGGCUUUCUAUCCUCAUCCCCUCUGUAUCUAGCUUUCCAUCCCCCGUCUCUCCCGCUGUCUUCGGCCUCGGCCGUUUUCCGUGAAUGCUGCUCUGUUGCGUUGUCUUCUCUUUAUUUCUUCUUCCUUGUCCUAAGAAAAGACAUUUUUAACCGUUGAAAAUGUGAAGGCAGAAACAGAGGAGGAACCCUGUGAGGGCCUGGAGGCCUCGGUGAAACUGUGUGGGCCCAGGGUCCAGGCUGACUCCGGGCCAGGUGCUGCAGGAGGAGGGGGCUCGAGCGGCGGGAACCUCUCAGAACACUACAUACCCGAACGGCCCCUCUCUGCCUGUGGGUGCAGUGAGCAGACCCCACAGCUUCUCCGGCCUGUUCCCCGGUCUGUCCCUUCCUCUGUGGUUGAGGGUGUCCUUUCCCUGAGGUAGACCCUGGGGGAGCCAAGCUGGUCCCAGACAGGAACUUCCUUUCUGGGUGCUCCCAGCUGCCCUACCACCCCCAAAUCCUUGGGUUCAAUGUUUACUUUCUCAUUCGGAUGCCAGCAACGAUGGAGCCUCCCAGUGCGGUGGGGGCACUGGGAAGGGUGUCUCCGCUCUCUGCUGCCUCGGCUUUGCCUGGGUGUAGGGGGUGCCAGGGCCCUCAGGGCCCCCCAGCCCUGCCAUUACGGGUUGUCUGACCGUACGCAUGUGACAUUUUUUGUUGUUGAUAAGCUUCGCCCCUUUACCCCACGCCACACCCACGUCACCCUGCUGGAGGCCCCCACCAGGGAGGCCAGAGCGUAUUUAUUUCUAUAGUGAGCAGUUUUUUCCCCCCAGAGAAAGUAAAAUAGUCUUGGAAAUGAUUUUAAAUCUCAAAUCUAGGCAGCUCCUGUCCCUCCGCCCUAGCCCCGUCCCCAUCUUCUUCAGGACUAAUUUCAUGGAUUUUUUUUUUCUCAUGUAUAAAAUCAAAACGAGGGGGAAAAAAUGAUUCUUUUUGAAGUUCAGAACCUAUUCCUGUAGAUAGAUAGACUGCCAUAACGGACUUUUCUCGGGAACUUUGUUUCUUGUAGAAACGUGGGAAGACUUUUUUUUUCCUUAUUUCUUUGUACUUCCAAAAAAAAAAAAAAAGAGCAAACCAACCAACAACAACAAAAAAAAAUGACACAAACAGCAAGUUUCCCUUCCCCCCAAAGUAGAGCAGGCAUGUAAAUACUUCUGGACCGUGACUGUUGUGACCCGGAGUCCUCACCGAGAAGAAAGUGCUCCGGGUGGGGCCGACCCCACCCGUGGACCAGGGCGGAGCCUCUGGUAUCAGCUUGUGUCAAGCUUCUUACAUGUAAAUUCUGUACAAAGAAUUGUUAUUUUCUCUCUCUCUCUCUCUCUCUCUCUCUCUCUCUCUCUCUCUCUCUCUCUCUGUCGUUGGUGGUUUUGAUGUGUUUUUUGUUUUGUUUUGUUUUUGAAUCCUCCGCGGGCCUUCUGUGUUUGAGACUGUGCCCACAGGUCUGAAGGUCUAGAAGAUCAGUGGCAUUAAAGACACAGGGGGUACCUGGGCACAGCGUUGACCUUCUCUUCCAUUUACAGUUUUCUGCAUAACUGUGCAAAUGAGAAAAAUAUUUAUUUUUCACAAGAAAUGUGUAGUGUGUAGAGAUGGCUAAUUUGAGUUCCACGUGCGGCCACCUCCCCCACUGUGGGCGGUUUUCACCUCCUCCUUGUAUCCUCCACAGAAGGGUAAGGAUGAUGACCCCCAGAAGCCAGGGGAGAGCUGCGGGUUCAGCCCAUCAUGGGAUCCGCGUGCACUAACCUUGGCUGACUUUGGUGAUGGGUGAGGUGUUGAGGUUGCCCCCUUGCCCAAACCCCUGCCCCUUGCCCCCCCCCCAAGAAUGGUUUGCAAUAAUCCUGAUGUGUGGGCUCAUUUUUCUUUUGAACGCUUUUGUUAUCACUGAAUAGAUCUCUGCUUUUAAAGGGCCAGGGGAUUCUGAUUUUUUUUUGUCUCCCCCCCCCCCCGCCCCUACAAAGAAGAGAACCAAUAAGUUUUCGGGUUGUCUGCGUAUAGACUCUCUGUCAUCUGUAUGUAACUGUUUUUGGAGAGAAGUGUUUCCGUUGUGGGCGUGUCUUGCUGUAAAUACCUGUUCAUAUUUUUGUGAAUUCAAUACUAUGUACCAUUGUAUUAUAGUAACUUUUAUAAAGCGAACCAUAAAUAUACUGACUUUUCUUACA
Chionomys nivalis (European snow vole) is the source of this 8634-nucleotide messenger RNA. RefSeq names its product SET domain containing 1B, histone lysine methyltransferase (gene Setd1b). Gene Ontology annotation, molecular function: RNA binding; histone H3K4 methyltransferase activity; protein binding. Gene Ontology annotation, cellular component: Set1C/COMPASS complex. The coding region runs from base 268 to 6219 and encodes 1983 amino acids. The record is from RefSeq and is a predicted model, not a curated record. Lineage: Eukaryota; Metazoa; Chordata; Mammalia; Rodentia; Cricetidae. The transcript is spliced from 17 exons.